Messenger RNA from Closterium sp. NIES-67, 5225 nucleotides. The record is from the annotation of a GenBank genome assembly. NCBI's taxonomy places the organism in Eukaryota, Viridiplantae, Streptophyta, Zygnematophyceae, Desmidiales, Closteriaceae.
AGGCAAAUUGGAAACACGCAGCAGCUGCAGGCCUCCACUCCAAUAUGCUAUUCUGCCAGCUCCUAUCUUCUUCUCGGCAAAGUUCUGUUCUGCUGGUAUCGUAAGAGUAAGGAUUGUUUUAACAACGCGUAUGAGCGUCGAGGCCAAUGGAGCAGCAGCAAGCGCAGCAGGCUCAACACAAGAGAAAAGUAGUUUUAGCGACGGUCAACGGUAGCAGCCACCCGCAUGUCGUCGGUCCCACUCUCGCAAAGUCCCGCGCUGACCUACCCACGGAUCUCGAGUCGCGGCUUCAGAAGGCGUGGCUCCAGUCGCAGAUUCCGUCCGUUCCGCUGCAAAGCGAUUCCGCUUAUUCACUCCGGCCAUUAGGACCCGCUUCCGCAGCGGACGGAAUUUCCCCGUCCACCACCAUCCGCCCGAAGCGAACGCGCUCCCCCGAAAGGCCCUCCCGCUCGGGGGGAAACCUGGCGCAGUCGCUGCAGCAGCUGUGGAAACGAACCCACACCCCCUCUCCGCGGAAUUCCCAAGGCUCCCGGAGUUCCCAAGGUCUUGCGGGUCAGGCAACUCAUGCAGGCGUUGCAGGUGCUGCUGGAUUUGGAGCUUCUAGAGGGUCACAGCAGCGCGGGGGUUCCAGGCCUACGGGGCAGGCAGGUUCGGAUCCGCGUGCUAGGUAUGGGGCUGACAGGCUCGGGAACAGGCUCGGGGUGGGUGGAAGGAAUGGUGAUUCGUCGCCGCCGGGGUCAGUCGGCAGCACUGCCGUGUCUGGCGUCGAGGCUCGGAAUGAGGCUCGGCAGGGUUCCGGGACUUCAGGCUUGGCGCCAGGCUCGGUGCCAGGUCUGGAAGAAGUAACAUUUGACUCGCUGGUCCAAGAACUGCUGGGUAGUAAUCCGAACGUAACUAUAUCGGGUACAGGGUCGGGCGUAGGUGUGGCGGAUGUAGGAGAGUUGCGGAGGGACCGGGAAGGGAGACGGAAAAAGGCAGGGGUUUCAGCAGCUAUGGAUGUGAUUGUCUCAGCGGCUAAGGGAAAUGCCGGUGGAAACAGGGCGGGAGCAGCUGCAGCAGCAGGAGGCAAUCUCGAGGGGUCUGAGAAACGAAGCGGGAGCAGAGUGACUGCAGGGAGAACACAGAGAGGGAUGGGAGGCGAGGACAACGAAAAGACAGUUAACAGUAACAGUAACGGUAACGGUAACGGAAAUGGCUACAGUGACGGUGGUCAGAAUGUGAACAGCAAGCUGGCUGUGCCUGGGAGCGGGUCCAUGGAUCCGUUAUUGGCUGACCUGUUAGAAGAAGCUAUAGAUGAGCCUGUAGAGCUGCAGCUUGAUUCGAGUGCAGAAGUCAACAGUACAGAGAUGAACAGUGCGGAUACCAGCAGUGCUGGGCAGGGGUUGACUGGGGGAGGCACGUCUAUGGACUUUUCAACAGAUUCUGGCCCGGAAUCGAGCCUAGAUGCUUCUGUUUCCGUUUCAGCUUCUGCUGGUGCUAGUGCUGGUAAUGCUGCUGGUGGUAUUGCUGCUGGCUUAAGUGCUUUUGGGAGCGGUGGCAGCAGCCUUGGGAUUGCCGAUCUGGGGCUGAAUGGAGGGUCAGGAUUGGCGGAUCUGGGUGUGGAGGAGUUUCUGCGAGGCCUGGAUGGGCUGGACAAUGCGUUUGUGGAGCUCGAGGACAUGUUCCCAAUGGCGCCCAUCCCCACACUUCCCCCUGCUGCUGCUGCUGGUGGUGAUGGUGAUCCUGGUGGUGGUGGUGGCGGGAACGUGUCUGAAGAUAUGCUGGUGGAUGUGGUGGAGGGGAUGUCAGGGGGAGCAGGAGGUGCAGGAGGAGCAGGAGGAUUAGCAGGAGGAUCAGCAGGAGCAGCUGGAGCAGCAGCAGCAGGAGUCGGCGCCGCAGAUGCGGAUAUGGUUGCGUUCGUGCAGGAGCUGAUGGAUCAUGGGAAGGAGAUGGGGUACGCUAACGGUGAAAGGUCAACGGAGGGAGAUUCUUACACAGACACAACAGGUUACGCCACCACCACCACUGCUACAGGGACUAAUAGCGCCAGCCAGGGCAACAGGGCAGGUUCGGCCACGGACGGCAGCUGCCGAACCUCGGCCGCAGGUUCGGAGGCCACCGCGCCUUGGAGCCCGAAGCUGCUGGAGGAAGGGGAGGGCGGGAGGCAGGCUUGGGCGGGGAAGGUGACUCCGGAAGAGGCUCGGCAAGCGGAGGAAGCUCUGAGGAAGCUUCAUGGGGAGUGUACUAAGCGGUGGGAGGAGCGGAAGAGGGUGAGUAGCAGCCAGGGGGAAAGCAAGAAGAAGGGCUGCUGCUGCGUAGGGGGGGAUGGGGAUGGGGACGGAGGGGUGUGCCUGUGUGCUUGUUGCGACACUGCUACCAGUACAGCUGGCGCUGAUGGUGGUGCUGGUGGUGGUUGUGGUGCUGUGGGUGCUGCUGGUGCUGCUGCCUUGGUUGUUCAGGACGGAUCAAGAGCAACAGCAGGAGCAGCACAGGGUGGUGUGAGUCUAGGCGAAGUGCCUGUAUCAGGAGGAGGAGCAGCAGUAGAAGCAGACCCAGGCAGUGGCGCCGCUUUAGAUCCUAACCGCACCUGCCAGAACAACACGGGCUACACCAACGGCCAGGAUUCAGCAGCAGCAGGCAAAGAUGAUCGAACGCGCGGCGUGAGUUUAGGCGAAGUCCCAGUGGGUGGAUUCGGACCAGCUGUGGUGGAAGAGCAGACAGCUCCAAUCUCAGGAGCAGCAAUAGCAGCAGCAGCAGGGGCAUCAGCAGCAGCAGAGCAGCAAAAGGGUCCCAGUGAACGGAAGGGAGCUUGCUGCGUUGGUCCGGACUCGUGGGGAGAGUGUGCCAAGAAGGGUGACCCCAUCGCCCUCCUAGUCUCAGUCGCCAAAGCCAUAGUCACCGGGGAUCAAACCCGCGUGCACCAGCUGCUAUCUAACCUCAAUGAGGUGGCGUCGGUGUACGGGACGGUCACUCAGAGGCUGUCGGCUUAUUUUCUCGAAGGGCUGAUUGCUAGGGUCGCCGGGGCUCCGCCGAAGCACUCAACGAGCUUGUUUGACAGGUUCGACUCGAGCUCGGGGGUCCUGGCGGGGAUAGGCGGGGAGGGAGGGGCGGGGGGAGGGCUAGGGGCAGAGGAGGAGGCGUGUAGGGGGGGAACGGGGGAUGGGGCGGGGUUUGGCCGUAUGUUUGCAGACUCAGGGGGGGAAUUGGGGGGUGAAUUGGAUGGGUUUGGGGGUCCAGGGGAGAUGGUGGGUGGUAGGACUAGUGGUGGUGAUGCGUGUGGGGCGUUUUCACAGCAGCUGUUAGAGGAAGGGGGGCAGUACUCGGAGGGAGGGGAGCCGUUUGAGCAGAGGCAAGAGGCGGGGGAGUUGACGCCAGGCGAAGCUGCCCUCAUUCCAAAGCCGGGUGCCUUAAAGCUUGGGGAGCUCACCGGUGUGGUUGCUCCCGCUUCCAGAGGCGCUGCUGUGCCUGCUGCUCCUCAGAAUGUCGACUGCAACCGCUCACUGCUCGAGUCCUUCCAGGUGCUGGUAAACGCCACGCCCUUCCUCACGUUCGGUCAAGUGGCUGCCAACAGCGCCAUUCUCGAGGCAGUGGCAGACGAGCCCCGCGUGCACAUCAUCGACUUUGGCAUCGGCCACGCCCUGCAGUGGCCCGCGUUACUACAAGCCCUGGGUGCCCGGCCCGGGGGUCCGCCCCACGUGCGAAUGACGGGGAUCGAGGUGCCCCAAUGCGGGGCCAUGUCUCCCUACUGCGCGAUGAAAGCCGGCAAAAGGCUGGAGAUGGCAGCGGCCAUGUGGGGCGUGCCUCUGCAGUACCACUGGGUGAUGUCUCGCCUGGAGGACGUCACCCCAGCCAUGCUCAACCUGCGACCAGGCGAGGCCGUCGCAGCCAACUGCGCCCUGCGCCUCUCACAGCUCCUAGACGAAUCAGAGCAGCCCAACGCCGCUGCCAACCCUGCCACCGCUGCUAGUGCAGUCUUCGCCAAGCCUGCUCCCGAGCCUGAUCCCGAGGCAGACAGGGCAGGCGCGGACCAGGCAGAUCUGGACGGGUCGUAUCUAGGCACGGCAGAUUUGGACAGUUCCGAUUCUGACAGCUCGCCACGCAUGCGGGUGCUGCGCACAAUCCGCAUGCUUCGACCCAAGGUGGUGACGGUGGUGGAGCAGUACAGCAACCACUCCUCGCCCUUCUUCCUCGCACGGUUUUAUGAGGCGCUCUACUACUAUGCUGCACUCUUCGAGUCGAUCGAUGCCUCUCUUCCCCGGGACGAGGUUGCAAGAAGAGUGUUUGAGGAGCAGGUGGGUGCUAGGCCGGGCAAUAGUGAACCUGGUGGCAUGUGAGGGGCAGGAGAGGGUGGAGAGGCAGGAGCCCUUGGAGCAGUGGCAGCAGCGGAUGCUAAGGGCGGGGUUCAAGCCGCGGGGCGUUAGUGAGGGUGUGGUUACCACCCUCCAUGCACUGUUACAAACGUACAACAAGGUGGGGCAUGACGUGCGGAGAGCAGACGAAGCGAGUGUGGUGCUGACGUGGAAGGGUAACCCCCUGCUGGCAAUGAUGGCGUGGGAACCACAGGGAUAGUGCAAGAAGGGUCGCAUGGUAACCAGAUGUAAGAUGGUAUAAGAUGGGUUGGGUGGGUACCCAAGAACUGACGUGGAAGGGCAACCCCCUGCUGGCCAUGAUGGCGUGGGAACCACAGGGAUAGUGCAGGGAUAGCCACAUUGUAACCAGGUGUAUGGCGGCAUGGUAACCACAAGGAUAGUGCCGGAAGAACCACAUGGUAACCAGGUGUAUGGUGGCAUGGUAGCCAACACUUGACGCACCCCAUCACCUCACAUGGAAGAGCAACCCUCUGCUGGCCAUGAUGGCAUGGGAACCACAGGGAUAGUGCAGGGAUAGCCACAUGGUGGUAACCAGAUGCCUGCCUGACGGGAGCACUUGAAGCCCCUUCAUUCCGACAUGGAAGGGCAACCCUCUGCUGGCCACGAUGGCGUGAGAAGGAACCACAGGGCUGAUGCAAGGAUCGCUGGGGGAGGGGAGCUGUGUUUGUGGCACGCAGGGUGGCGCUAAGGGUGGAACUUUCACCUAUGUGUCUCAAUGAACUGCUGCUGUGGCUCCUGAAAGCCGGAUGGAGAUCUCUCGACAAACUACUGUAAUUAUGCACGCUCGUGUCUGCUGUUUGAGGGUUAUAAAUGUUGUAUUAUAUGAAUGGCUAUUUGCAAGCUUGCAGACAUGAUGAUGCCCUUAUUAAGCAGCCU